UUAUUACACUGUUAAUACCAAUCUCAUUAUCACAGUCUCUUAUUGAUGCUAUCAAUAACAAAACAAACUCAAUGAGUAGAUUAGGAAUAUUGGAAGUUGCUGUUGACAAUAAAGUGAUUCCUAUCAGAAGAGAAGAUGAUGACAAUUUUGACAUCUUGCUCCAUGAAUCAGUUAAAGCUGGUGAUAGUUUUGAAGUAUCAAUUCUACUGCAGUUAGGAGCUGAUCCUAACAGUAAGGAUGAGAGAGGAAAGAGUGCAGUAGAAAUAGCCAAGGAAAGAGGACACAGAGAAAUACAUAGUGGAGGAGAAGAGACUGGAGAGGUAAAGUGGACCAGUCAUGAAUUAAUCCUCACUAAACCAUCAGCAAGUCAAUGUCAGGAAGUGAUCAGUCAAUUAACAAACAGUCAUCAGGACAUUUACCUCAAUCACUCAUCACCUGAUAUUGUAUAUGUACUGAUGUCACUAGUACUAGACAUAAGAACAAUAAAGGGGAUUAAUAUACAAUAUACUAAAAUAACAAAAGAUGUCAUCCUCUUGCUGUCACACAAAAUAACAAACAAUACUUCAUUAGAUACACUAUCAAUCAGCUCUGAUUCCAUCAAUGAUGAUGGGGUCAUUGCACUAACACAAUCAUUAAUUAAUAAUAGAAAAAUUACUUAUUUUUAUCUUAGCUACAAUCCUAACAUCACUUCAACCAGUGCUCAGUCACUAGCUGAACUUUUACUCUACAACCACGCACUAUCUUACCUGAGGCUGGACAGUACUAACAUUGACACUGAUGGAGUACUGGUACUGAUGGAAUCUCUCAGGACCAAUAAUACACUAUGGAAACUAGCUCUAGAUAAGAAACAUAAACAAACUUGUUAUUCUUUACCUUAUUAUAAAACUAUUGAAGACAGAUUAGUCUUUGAAUAA
Amphimedon queenslandica is the source of this 914-nucleotide messenger RNA. RefSeq names its product ARF GTPase-activating protein GIT1-like. The transcript is spliced from 2 exons. Gene Ontology annotation, biological process: activation of GTPase activity; nucleocytoplasmic transport. Lineage: Eukaryota; Metazoa; Porifera; Demospongiae; Haplosclerida; Niphatidae. The coding region runs from base 72 to 914 and encodes 280 amino acids. Gene Ontology annotation, cellular component: perinuclear region of cytoplasm; cytosol; nucleus. Gene Ontology annotation, molecular function: small GTPase binding; GTPase activator activity. The record is from RefSeq and is a predicted model, not a curated record.